Anarrhichthys ocellatus (wolf-eel) is the source of this 2378-nucleotide messenger RNA. RefSeq names its product RNA binding motif protein 24b (gene rbm24b). The record is from RefSeq and is a predicted model, not a curated record. The transcript is spliced from 4 exons. Gene Ontology annotation, biological process: positive regulation of myotube differentiation; mRNA stabilization; regulation of alternative mRNA splicing, via spliceosome. Gene Ontology annotation, molecular function: mRNA 3'-UTR binding. NCBI's taxonomy places the organism in Eukaryota, Metazoa, Chordata, Actinopteri, Perciformes, Anarhichadidae. Gene Ontology annotation, cellular component: cytosol; nucleus. Bases 424 to 1179 code for a protein of 251 amino acids.
GCCUACGCAUGCACCUCACAACGCAGAUCCAUCUAGUUUCAAAGCCGAAAAGUCUUCCUCAAGCUUGCUUUGAUCAAUAUCUUUUGUCUCUGACUGCGACCAAAUGUAUUCGUUUUUUUCUUUACUUAUUUUAGUGUGUCCAUGCCACUCUUUCAGCAGCUGUGCGCCAGCAGGCAGCCUGAGAGCACAGGGUGGUGGUCUGGAUCUGGGUGGAGUUAAGUAGGCUAUCUGUGUCACACACUGACAACUGGGAACCCUCCCGCACCAAAGUAACAGGUGUCCUCCUCCUUCAGAGCCACAGUCACAUCACCGGGGGGCUGCCUGUCCACGCCGCAGACUCUCUCCCUCAACUGAUCUGAACGCUGUUCUCUACUUGAUCUGAUCCUACUACUUCCAGGAAAUCGCUUUAACACAGAGCUACAAAUGAUGCACUCGGCACAGAAAGACACCACGUUCACCAAGAUCUUUGUGGGAGGUCUUCCUUAUCACACCACGGACUCGAGUCUCAGGAAAUAUUUCGAGGUGUUUGGAGACAUCGAUGAGGCUGUUGUCAUCACCGAUCGGCAGACGGGGAAAUCCAGAGGUUAUGGAUUUGUUACCAUGGCAGACCGGGCCUCUGCUGACCGAGCCUGCAAGGACCCCAACCCCAUAAUAGAUGGCAGGAAAGCCAAUGUGAACCUGGCCUACCUGGGGGCCAAGCCGAGGGUCAUACAGCCAGGUGAGGGACUGGACUACAGCUUUGUUUCCCAACUUCAAGAUAAUCAAGGAUUUGCAUUUGGCAUGCCUCAGAUCCAUCCAGCAUUCAUCCAAAGGCCUUACGGAGUCCCUGCACACUACGUCUACCCUCAGGCCUUUGUCCAACCCAGCAUGAUGAUGUCUCACGUACAACCUUCUGCUGCUACAGCAACAGCUGCUGCUGCCACUUCCCCAUACCUUGACUAUACUGGAGCAGCGUAUGCCCAGUACUCUGCAGCUGCCACCGCUGCUGCCGCUGCUGCUGCAUAUGAGCAGUAUCCAUACGCAGCCUCACCAGCACCAACAAGCUACAUGACUACAGCAGGGUAUGGAUACACUGUCCAGCAGCCACUUGCCGCUGCUGCCACCCCAGGAGCUGCCGCUGCUGCUGCCGCCUUCAGCCAGUACCAACCUCAGCAGCUCCAGACAGAUCGCAUGCAGUAAAACCAUGAAAAUGACCGUAAAGGGGGAAAGCAGGGGAGGUCCGGAAGUUAUGAGGGGGAAGAUUGUAGGGGCUGAAUGAUGGUUGUCACAGCCAGGUUUUAACUUGGCAGUCCUUCUACCAAAGAGCCUGACGAAAAUCAGCAGAAAUGUGGAGAGAAGUGAGGGAUUACUGUAUAUUUUAUUCGAGGGACAUCAGUAUUUUGUCACUGUUGAACAUGUUUGAAUAUUUAAUAUUUAUUCAGCAGGAAAAUAUUUAAUGUUAACUGAAGUAGACUCACUCAACCAUUGCUGUAUUUUCUAUAUAUGUAGCAGUGGAAUUUGUAUACAAUUUCCAAUUUUCACGUCUUAUGAUCAGGUUUCUUCCCCACUUUGAAAACAAACCAAAACACUUGCGUACAUAUGAAAACAGAUUGUUAGGUCAUUAUGCAGUGUUCAGUAUUUCGUAGUUUUGGACCAGCAUUUUGUUUGGUAAAGCUAUGCAGACAUUGAUAUAGAAGCUAGCGUUUCGUUAGGAUUGUUCUCCUUUUUUAAUAAUCGUUUGGAGUGAGAUAGAUUAGACACUGUCAACUAGUUUCCUUAAAAAUAUAUUUUCAUGAUACUUUGUCAGACAAAAUGUCAGCUGAAGCUGGUAAAAGCACUCUAUUUUCUUCUCCUUAAAUUGCACCUCAAGUAAACUCAGCAUAAGGGAAGAAACAUUGUUGAAUGUGAAUCUUUCAUUUUGACAAAAUGUUUCAUAAUGUGCCUUUUAAAUUAUGCUAUUUAUGUAUUUAUUUUGGAGCCUUACAGUAAUGAACCCUUUAUUUUGUGUUCAUGUGUUGGUAUGAAGCCUACUAAAGAACAUGUCCACAUGUGCUGCUGCAUAAUGAUCAAGAGCAUGUGAUGGAUGUUUGAAGUUGGCUUAACAAAGUGAUACACUGUGUAUAAAGAACAAAAGAUGAGUGGAAAGGUAGCAAUAAGUCCAAUGCAUUUUCUAUUGAUCUAAUGUCUCAAAAAGAUUCUUAAUUCUUAAAUGUCCCUUUUUAUACUUGACCAGUUUGAUAAAGGACAGCGUGAGAACUGUUAACUUUUUUUAUUUUUUACAUUUGAUGUCAUUAGACAUUAAAUGUUUUCUAAUGCAAGGACAUCACCUGUUUCACCUUGCAUUUUAUAAUGCAUAACUCAAAAUAAUGCAAACAUUUAAUAUGUGAAAUAAAAAGAAA